Molecule: messenger RNA, 2489 nt
Organism: Hypoxylon trugodes
Lineage: Eukaryota; Fungi; Ascomycota; Sordariomycetes; Xylariales; Hypoxylaceae
Exons: 5
Coding region: 145-1929 (594 amino acids)
Source: RefSeq, a predicted model, not a curated record
UUUCUGGUGAAUCCUUGAGAUCCCAGCUCCCCCGCCUUUCUCAUCACUCCUAUUUUUCGAGAAAAUAUCAAAAAUUUAAUCAAUGCUACAUAUACACGACUUUUGUUUCUUCAAUGCCUCCGUGAUGAUUGGGUAUCAUACCACAUGAGAGAAAUGCUUCAAAGACCUCGGGAUCUUGCAAUUGCAUAUGUCCAAUAUCACCAAUAUCCGGCGAGUUCUAUUGCAACACGGACGCAAUCGGUCCCCAACUGCCAUAUCAACUCUUUUAACGCCUUCGAAAGCACUUGGAACGCAACUAAGGCAAGGCUUGUAGCCAAGUGGGAGAAGAUCAACAACGCUCGUCGUGAGCAUCGCCUCAAGCGAAGCAUGGUCAAGAAAUUGACCCCACUUAGGAGCACUGUCACAGAAAUACAUCUACUAGGACCGACAAGCGUUGGUGAUUCGCAGAAUAGGGGAGCUAAGCCAGUAGCUUUCCCAGGCCAACUAGAAGCUGAGAACUCAUUUGUUGAGAAGACCUCAUCUAUUAACGAAAUCCCCAAGCGAUGCCUGACUGAGUCGAACGUAUGCAUGGUAGAAUUGAAUACCCAAAACGACGGAACUAAGCUUGGGGAAAUAUCACAAGAGCAGUCGAAAUCAGCCGGUCCUAUGGAUAGCGAAAGGAAGGCAAGCGCUGCUCAAGGACUCAGCCAUUGCCAACUCGACCAUAAAGGUGAGAGAAAACUGACGCCAGAUCAGUACGUGGCCAUUAAGAAACAAGAAGCUGUUGCGCUUGUGAUGGCUCACUUCAACCGCUGGUUAAAUAAGAGACUUGAGAUUAUUUCCUAUGCGUAUGAAGCUUCUGAGGCUUCGGGAAACUCCGUUAAUAACUCUGGUAGCGUGGGGUCUGGAAGUGGUGACGCCGGACAGGGCCGAUCGACUCGUUCAACUCGAGCGAAACGCCGACUGGGUGGGGAUGAUCAAGAUAAUUCUUCAGCUGGAGGCAAUGAAGGUGACCCGAGUAGGGGUGGCAAUAAGCGGGCCAAGAAGGACAUAGAGCCGGAUCGCAAAUUUGCUUGCCCCUUUUAUAAGCAUGACCCAAAGACACACAGCAAACAUCGUAGCUGUGCUGGGCCGGGCUGGGCAUCGUUACAUCGUCUUAAGGAACACCUAUAUCGCGCACAUCGUUUACCGAAAUAUACCUGCCCGAGGUGCAGCGAACCUUUCGAAGAUGCUCAGGAUUUAGCUGAUCAUAUUCGAGCGGACGUGCCUUGUGAGAAGCUAGACGUCGUCCCAGCCUUCCAAGGAAUUGACGAGGCUACUGAAGCUAAGUUAAAGAUGCGGAAGAAGAAUUGCCCGGAAAAAACCGACGAACAGAGAUGGAGGGAUAUCUACAUGAUUUUGUUCCCUGGCGCUAAUAUCCAGGCGAUACCAUCUCCGUAUUACGACAGCAAUGACUCUCAGAGGUACUCGAAGAACAUCGAGCAGUGGAGAAAGGUCAGGAAGCGGAUGGAAAACGAGCUUCCCGAUCUUGUGCAGAAGAAGGUUGAAAGGUCUUUCGAGAAGGUGGAAGUUGAAGUGCUAAACCAGUUGCCUAACAUUAUUCGAGAUGGCCUAUUUGAGUUCUUCAAGGACUUGCCGCGUGAUGAUCGGUCGGCGUCGGCUACUCCAGCUGUAACUCCGAGGGCCCAUACACCCAGCUUCCCUGUUAUCGAGGAACAACCUGCCGCAGCGACUGACGAAGUUAAGGACAUUUCCCUAGACCUCUCACAAUGGCUCGAGCCUGAUAUGUCAUUCUUCGGUGGAUUCGAAGAAGUUAACUUUACCGACUUUCCGUAUACCUCAUGUGAAUUUGCGAACUCAGCCGAGUGUCGGUUGUAUGACAGGGAAUCAGACUCGGGCUAUGCUUCGACCAUCGCCGGAAGAGAUGGUGCCGUAGAGACGGAGACCUAGGGUUUUGUUUUCCUAUUGGUUGAUGUAGAGUUGGAUAGCUGUGCUUCCACUCCUAUUUACAGCUCGUUUCCCAUGGGUUCACUAUUGCGAUGACGUGUUGAAUGAGUAUAUGAAGUUAAUUGGUUAACAGUGUGUUGUCCAGCUUUACGUUUUUAUGCAUGAAUUUAUCAUAUCACUUGAAUAAAUUCAUCUGAUGUUGUUAUUAACUUGCCGGUUCGCUUAAGACCGAGUAGGUACUCGAAUACGAAAUAUGUGAAAGUUUAAUGCGUUUAUGAUUUCGAAGAUGACGCGUGUCUUUGGUUAUACUGUCUUUAAAUACUAAAAUCAUAGUUAGACUUAGGAGCGAAGUCGUCUGUUUAUAGUCCCUGGUGGGGUGAUUUUCCGUGCUGGAACAAGGCGUGUACUCAGUUGAGAAUCUGGCUGUGUAUUAUAUACGGUUGCUGGCGUUGGCCUAAAUUCGAUAAGUUUAGACAUUUGAAUUGUUUAGAUGAAUGUUCAACUUUUGAUGUUUUUCGACGUGAUGAAUUGCAACUGGUCAAGAAUAAUAAUGAUAAUUGUUG